UGGCUUAUGUUUGGUACAUAAUUUUAACUGUGUUGCCGAAACUUUAAUCCUGUCUACGCAGUUUCGUCUUUUGACUCAUAGUGUCGCUGUUCACCUGCAAAACAAUGCGUGUGCAGAGCUCUCCACCCUAUUCGUGAUGUCAUACACAGGGCUACAAGCUCAUCUCGUCGUACAAAAUCGUCGACAGUGACUGAUUCCUGAUAUACUAUCUACCUUUUAAGGUUUCAUGUUUGUAUUUUGGGUCGUAUGUUAAUUACUGUAUUGCUGGUUUAAAUUUUGGCUUAAUUUCUGAAGCAUUUUAAAGGUUCUUUGUUACUGCUGAGAUGUUUGGUCUUUUGUUCUUUGUGCUGAUGGCGCACACCGCUUAUGGAGACGUGAGCUAUUCUUUACCGGAGGAGAUGAAACGCGGAUCUGUGAUUGGAAAUAUAGCAAAGGAUCUCGGACUCGAUGUGAACAGACUGUCAUCUCGUAAGGCUCGCAUUCAUACGGAAGGUAACAGAAAACAAUACUGUGAUAUUAAUCUGAAUACUGGAGAACUGAUCGUAGCGGAGAGAAUCGACAGAGAGGACAUUUGUGGGAAGAAAGCUUCAUGUGUUAUUAAACAGGAGCUCGUGCUGGAAAAUCCUUUAGAGCUGCAUCGCUUUAUUCUCACUGUUGAAGACAUAAAUGAUAAUUCACCACAGUUCAAACAAAGUGUAAUAAAAUUUGAAAUACAGGAAUCAGCAGACAAAGGAUCUCGUUACUUAUUAGAUGAGGCUCACGAUGCGGAUAUUGGUAUGAAUUCAGUGCAAUCAUAUACACUUCAAAACAAUGAGCAUUUUAUUCUGAGUGUCCUUACGGGAGCAAAUGGAGGAAAAUAUGAAGAGCUGGUUAUUGAUAGAGAGUUGGAUCGUGAGCAGCAGAAAGAAGUAACAUUAAUUCUCACUGCGGUAGACGGCGGGACUCCACCGAGAUCAGGUACUGUAGCCAUACACGUCACUGUGCUGGAUGCUAAUGAUAAUGCUCCAGUCUUUAGUCAGGCCGUCUAUAAAGUCAGUCUGCCUGAAAAUGCUCCUGUAGAUACUGUAGUGGUGACAGUGAGCGCUACUGAUGCUGACGAGGGACAAAACGGAGAAGUGACAUAUGAGUUUGGUCAUGUAUCUGAAAGUCAUCUGGAAAUGUUUUUGCUUGAUGCAGUGUCUGGUGAAAUUAAACUGAGACGGUUCUUUGAUUAUGAGGAAGAGAGUUCAAUUGAGUUGCCAUUCAAGCUAAAGAUGGCCAAGGGCUAGCAGGUCGAUGCACUGUGUUAAUAGAUGUUGUUGAUGUCAAUGAUAACGCCCCUAUAAUAGUGAUUAAUUCCCUUAACAGCCCUGUUCCCGAGAAUGCGUUACCCGGUACAGAGGUUGG
Messenger RNA from Onychostoma macrolepis, 1386 nucleotides. RefSeq names its product protocadherin beta-15-like. NCBI's taxonomy places the organism in Eukaryota, Metazoa, Chordata, Actinopteri, Cypriniformes, Cyprinidae. Gene Ontology annotation, cellular component: plasma membrane. The record is from RefSeq and is a predicted model, not a curated record. Gene Ontology annotation, biological process: homophilic cell-cell adhesion. The coding region runs from base 324 to 1268 and encodes 314 amino acids. The transcript has a single exon. Gene Ontology annotation, molecular function: calcium ion binding.